UACUGUUUACUUGCUUAGCCACUUGCCAGACCACACAGUGCUUAGUUACGAGAUAUAAACAAAGCAGUAGAAAGAGAGAAAGGAAGAAAGAGAAAGAAAAAGAGCGAGAAAGAGAGAAGACAGAAGGAAAGAAAGAAAAAGAGAGACAAAACCCAAGAAACAGAAGUCCAGGCAAGUCCUGAAUAUGUUUAAUGUGAUGUUUACAACUAUGAUGAUCUAAACAAUCAGUAUUGGGCAAAAAUAUAGACAAUUUCAGACUACUCUGGAUGCAGCUUCUGUCCAACUGGUACAGCAGGCAUGAGCAGUUCCUGUGUGACACUGGCCGAGGUCCUGUGGGCAAAAGGAAGCCCUUUGGAGGAAGAAGAAAUAUGGGCACUCUUGUACCUGGCCACAGUGCAGCUUCUGGAGGACCUUCACAAAGACUCUGCUGUCUGUGUGAUUUGUCCAUGGUCAGUACUACUGUCUGCUGAAGGAAAUUUGUCCUUCCAAAACAAUGCAUCUCAGACGGAAGCUGUUCCCUUCAGUGCACCAGAAUUGCUCCACAGACAAAGUAAAAACCAGCACAUUGGACUAACAAAGAUGUUGGUGUAUUCCUUAGGAAUGACCCUGUAUUGGUCAGCAGACUACCAGGUUCCUCCAAACCAGUUCCUCCAGCUGAGCGACCAACUACACACGCUCUUGCUGACGCUAUGUGAAGAUCUGCCACAUAAAAGACUUUCUCCUGAAUCAAUCCUGGAAGCAUGUGAGGCACAUCAGAGGGAAUAUGCUUCCUUACCAGCAAAUGCUUACGUAAAGAAAAUGGUCCAGUUUGCUGUGGGAAGUGUCAGUGAGGUAGAGCGGGUAGUCACCGAAGACAGCACAGCCUCUCAGCUUAACAGAAGUCAUGUGAUAAGGAAAAGACUGCAUGAGAAAAUACCGGACACCUCACCACUGUCUUCCCAGAUGAAUUUUCACCAAGACAAAGGGUCCAGAUUAAUGAAUUAUAGUCGGUCAACAGAAGAUUACAGACAACUCUCUGUGGACUACAGUGACUCUAAUAGUAUUUCUGAAAGUACAUCUUUGAUACUGUCUAACCGAGGACAUAGGAGAGGGAGAGUUCCACAGACACACAGGUCAUGGGACCCCACCCUUAGUGGGUCGAGGACACAAAGUAGCUACAAGCUCUUCAUAAACAGGUCAGUCAGUGCUGUAGAAGAAAUCCCUGGUGGAACUCAGAAGAACAGCAGACAGAACCUGCUAAGUUUAGGUUCCACCUUCUCCGUGUCUACAAAGGACUACACAGUGGCUGCUGCAUCACAAAAAUGUUUGUUCCACAGGAAGGAAAAGUUUUCAGGUCCAGAAUUUAUUAUUUUGUCUAGUGAACCACCAGUGACCUUACAGCUGCCUGGAUCAAUUGUGACUAAAAAAGGGAAGUCCUAUUUGUCCCAAAGGGAUCUCAAUGUGAUUCUACUCAAUGGGCAGUGCCUUGAGGUGCAAUGUGACAUCAAGUCCAAGGCAAGAGAUGUUUUCAACACUGUGGUGGCAUAUGCAAACUUGGUGGAACAUUUCUACUUUGGCUUGGCUUACCUGAAAGGUAAAGAAUUCUUCUUUUUGGAUGAGGAGACCAAACUCUACAAAGUGGCCCCAGAUGGCUGGAAUGACCAACCCAAGAAGAAAACCUCCAUCAUUAAUUUCACACUCUUUCUAAGAAUAAAAUUCUUUGUCAAUCACUUUAAUGUUAUCCAGCAUGGCUUGACAAGGCAUCAGUUUUACCUGCAGCUUCGUAAAGAUAUUUUGGAGGAGCGAUUAUAUUGCAAUGAUGAGACUGCCCUGAAACUCGGCGCUUUGGCUUUACAGGCAGAGCUUGGCAAUUAUGCUUCCGAGAUGCAUGGAAAGAGCUAUUUUCGUGUUGAAGACUACAUUCCAGCAAGCCGAAUAGAGAAAAUGACCCUUGUAUAUGUACAACGAGAGCUUGCUAAAUUACAUCGUAUGAAUCGUUCCCUAUUUGAGGAUGAAGCUGAACUAGAAUUUUUAAAGGUGACUCAGCAACUUCCUGAAUAUGGAGUAUUAUUCUACCGUGUGUCCCAAGAGAAGAAAGGAGCAGGGGGGGACAUCAUCUUGGGAAUCUGUGCCAAAGGCAUCAUUGUGUAUGAGGUCAAAAAUCACACAAGAAUUGCCAGUUUAAGAUUCCAGUGGCGUGAAACAGAGAGAAUUUCGGCUCAUAGAAAAAAAUUCAUGAUUGAAAGCAGCUUCAGUGGCAAGAAACACACAUUCGUUACUGAUACAGCAAAGACAUGUAAAUAUCUACUGGACCUCUGCUCUGCCCAGCACAAAUUCAAUGCACAGAUGAAUUCUAGGCAACUUCGGCAAACUUCAUCAGAGGAAAGUAAAUAUGUGGAAAUAGACAAAUCAAAUUCUGCAUAUGCAGCUCAGCGCGAACACCUUGCCCUGAUUCAGAGACUGUCUCGUUCAGAGAAUGUGCUCUAUGGAGCAAACCUGGAAAACCUUUCUGCUGGGAUGAUGAGCAAAUCUUGUGAUAACCUCAGUGUGGAAACCAACAACAGGACUAGAGACAAAAGCAAUCUUGGCAGCAGAUCCAUAUCAGGGCUAUCCCAGUCAGAAAUGCACAUCAAUUUGAAUGGAAAGCAAAGGAGUUAUGACUACCUCUCUAUCCAUUCAACUCAGAACACAAUCAGUGCACCUGGAUCACCAGCCAUCCAAAAGGAAGUUUUGCUAAGUGGUCUAGAAAGAGAAAUCAUUUGCGUCAGCCUAAAACGUGACUCUAAGAAUGGAUUUGGUUUUGUAAUUAUUGGAGGAGAAAAUGUAGGAAAAUUAGACCUCGGUAUCUUUAUCGCUUCAAUUAUCCCUGGGGGACCUGCAGACAGAGCUGGAAAUAUCAAACCAGGAGGACGACUCAUCUCUGUGAAUAAUAUUAGUCUUGAGGGUGUUUCAUUUAAUACUGCAGUUAAAAUCAUACAGAAUUCUCCUGAUGAAGUGGAGCUCAUCAUUUCUCAACCCAAAGACAUGUAUGAAGAAGGAUUAAAUGAAGAAAAGAAUCUAUCAAGAGGAAAUAGCACUAGUGGAUCUGAGAUCUCCUGUGUAGACAGUGGGAGAAAGAAGAUUCAGGAUUGUCAUACAGCUCUCCCCAAAGAACAGGACAUAAAUAUAGAUGAACUUGAGAAGGCUCUUUCCUGGAGUUUAGCACCAAAAUUGGGCCCUAGGAUUCCAGUUCCUUCAGCUGAUAGCCUGGAUGUGGAGGAAGCUGAUUCUUCACACUUACCAUCUCCAUCUGAAACCAACUCAAAGGAAAUCUAUACUGUGGAGCUCGUUAAAGAAGAUGGGACUUUUGGAAUCAGUGUGACUGGUGGAAUUAACACUAGCGUGCGUCACGGUGGCAUAUACGUGAAGUCAAUUAUUCCCAGGGGACCAGCAGAUAAGGAUGGACAAAUAAAGAUAGGUGAUCGUCUGCUGGAAGUAGAUGGCAUCAGCCUCUGUGGCAUCACCCACAAACAGGCUGUGGAACACCUUAAGAAAUCUGGCCAGAUUGCCAAGCUGGUUCUAGAAAGGGGAAACUACCCAUUGGCAGAGCCAUGCCUGACUGCUAAUGAAAGAAAGGAGGACCAGUGUGCAGUUGUUUCUGUGACAACAUCCUUCACAGAUGGCACCAAGGACUACUGUUUUUUGACAGAUGAUAAUACAUUUGAAGUCAAAUUGACAAAGAAUUCUGGAGGCCUCGGCUUUAGCGUUCUGCAAAUGGAAGAUGCUUGUGAACACUUUGGAGGAGCUAUUGUCAGGAUCAAAAGACUGUUUCCAGGGCAGCCAGCUGAAGAGAAUGGCAAAAUUGAAGUUGGAGACAUCAUUUUAGCUGUGAAUGGGAAACCUGUUCAAGGACUCUUGUAUCAGGAUGUCCUGCACUUAUUGAGAGGAGCUCCUCCAGAAGUCACACUACUGCUUUGCAGACCACCAAAAGACGUUCUUCCAGAAAUAGAGCAGAGCUUCCUGACUCCAGCACCAUCUCCAGUUAAGGAGUUUGUGGCAGAUAUGCCAGGCAAUACAGAGGUAGGAAAUAGUAUGGAUCAGUCUACCAGUGAUGGGGGUAGCACCUCUCCAGACCUUGAAGAUUGCCUAGAUUCACCAGUGGCAGCAGAUUUCAGUGAGCCUCCUGAAGAGGACAGCUCAACUUACGAAGAGCAGGAAGCAGAGUUUCAAGAGAAACCCACACAGAAACUUAUGAAUCCCAGGGAAAGUUUCUAUAAGCAUCUUUGGAAGUUUCAUCAAGAAGCUGCCAGUUCUGAAGUCUUCCACUCCCUAGAGGAAGAAGUGAAGCAGAACUGCUACUCGCCAUGUGAAUUUGGAUGGGCCAAAAGCCACAUAUUUAAUAAGAGUGAUGAUGACCUAUUGAACACAAAAUGUAUGCCUGAAACUUUCUCUCUAACCCCUAUUGAUGAAGAGUAUCUCACUGUCAGCUCAACGUCUGUGACCUCACUUUCACGGGGAGGAAGCUCCGAGACACUCUCCACAACCAUGGUGACCCCACAACCACGUGCUUGUGGUCCUUUCUCAUCAUCCCUGCCGGCUAGAGACACACAUGACAGUGACAAUGAAUGGGAAGACUUGGAAGAACUAGCGGAAGAGAAGGAAGAAAAGGAAGAUUGCACUAGGGAAAUGGAGAUCUUUGUGACUUUGACAAAGUCAGAGAACAAUGGUUAUGGAUUUUCUGUGGUUUUUAACAAAGUCGACAACUGCCUGUAUGUUGAUGAAAUCUUGAAUGAGCCUGCCCUCUCUGAUGGAAGACUAAGGAGGGGAGACAGAAUCAUUAUGGUGAAUGGAAUUGAUGUAACAUCCUUACCAUGCAAUGAAGUCCUGACUUUACUGCAAAGCUCUCCUCCUGAUCUACACCUUGUGGUUGGUCGUGCUGACAGCGAUCCACGUCCCUCAAUCAGGCCAGAUGAGAUUCCUGAAAUUACUCUCACAAAAGGUGCCAAUGGACAACUAGGCUUGAAGCUGACAGGAGGAGCUGGAAGCAAGUUACAAGGUAUUUAUGUGCUAGAGAUAGUGCCUGGCUCUCCUGCCAGUGUGGAAGGCAGUUUGCAGCCACGAGAUCAGAUUGUUUACAUCUGUGGACUGUGGACUGAGGGCAUUAGCCUGGAUGAUGCAGUGAGAGUGUGUGAAGCUGCCACCCAGAAUGUCCAAAUCAAAGCCACAAGAAAUGGCAAUCCAGUGGUUCCUAUAGAGCAGGAAAAUAGGCCACCUGCUGAGACAGAGAAAGCCAAUAUUUCUUUCUCAAAUGAAAACCUGAAUUCCCGAGAACAGCAUCUGCUGCAUCAACAUGAGAAACAUUUUGGGGAAACAAGCUGUGGUGCUCAGCAAAACACUCCCGAUUCUCCAGAAUGUAAGGACUUCAUUAUUAAGAUUGAGCUGGAAAAAGCAGAAAACGGCAGCCUAGGAUUUGCGCUGGUAGGUGGAAGAAAUGGCAGGGCUAUCCUAAUAAAAGCCAUCAGCCCGGACAGCAUUGCAGAUCUAGACGGGAGGCUUCAAGUUGGUGACAUUCUACUUAAGGUGAAUGAGACUUUCGUGUCUGGCCUGCCACGCCAAACAGUUAUAGAUUUGCUGCGCAAGGCUCGAGGCACUGUGCAACUCACUGUCUGCCGAAGCAUGGCUUUGCGUUGGGCUUAUUCAGGCAACCAGAGCAACAGUAUACCUUCCCUUUCCAACACAAAAGCAGAGCCGGAUAGCACUGCAGGAAACCUGAGAGCUCAGCCUGUUUUCCCUUUCAAGGAAGAAGAGGAGUCCAACCAGAUGUGCACUGAGGAUCCAGAAAGUACACCCAAUUCCCCUCUGCAAGGUCAGCUGGCUGGACAAGAGUGUAAGGAUAUCAUCAGUAACGUUUCAGACAGGUCACAGAAAUAUGCAGAAUGUGAAGGCUGCAGAAGAGAGAGUCAGCAGCCUGAGUCAGACAGCUGGAACAAUGAAGAUGAGGAUAUGCCUCACAGGAUUUCCGUUCUGCCUAGAAGUAGAACCUUUGCUUCUGGAGAUGAACUAACUCAGUUAAUUAACUUUAAACCAUCACUGACUGGAGUAGAUCCAAGGACUGGCAUCACAGGUCUUAUUCGAGGCCUUCAGUUGCGGAUUGAGAAUCAAGAGGUGUUAAAGGAGUUUAUGGCUUUAGAACAUGUGAAACCAACAGAUGACUGCAGAACUGGCAAAGCACCAGAAAACCAGGAUAAAAACAGAUACCAAGAUAUUCUUCCAUAUGAUAAGACACGAGUUCCUCUGGGAGAAAAGAAUGGCUACAUUAACGCAAGUUACAUUAGAAUGAAAGUUGGAGGAGAGGAACAUUUCUAUAUUAUAACCCAAGGGCCUCUGCCAUCAACUAUGGCUGAUUUCUGGCAAAUGGUCUGGGAGAGUGAAUCAGACGUGAUUGCCAUGAUGACAAAAGAAGUGGAGCUCGGGCAAGUCAAAUGUCAUCAAUACUGGCCCGAACCUCCCCAUGACUCUAUCGACCUAGCUAAUUUCCAUCUCAGGCUGGACAAUUAUGAGAUUCUGGAAUACUUCAUAAUUAGAACAAUAGAAAUGAUCAACAAGCAGACAGAAGAGAAGCGCAUUAUAAGUCAUUUGCAGUUUACCACUUGGCCAGACCACAAUACUCCCAAAUUGGCUGAGCAGCUUAUAAAGUUUAUUUGUUACAUGAGAAAAGCUCACAAUACAGGACCUAUUGUUGCUCACUGCAGCACUGGCAUUGGAAGAAGUGGAGUUUUGCUGUGUGUUGAAGUUCUGCUCAGCUAUAUAGAAGAAGAUCUAUGUUUCAACAUCAAGCAGAUAGUGAGAGAUUUGAGAGAUCAGCGUUUUGGCAUGAUCCAAACUAAGGAUGAGUAUUUAUUCUGUUACGAAGUUGCGCUGGAAGUCCUUCAGAACCUUCAAGCAAUGGAUUCCUACUGACUGCAAUAUGACUCCUCCCUGUUGCUGUUCCACUUGGACUCCAGGGACCACUCAGCAAUUGCUUUGAAGAGAUGUCAGGCCAGCACAGACCAGUGUUAUAAUACAUGCUUUGUUAGAUUACUUUGACUUCUAAGGCAUUUCAAAACCUUGCUUAACAUGUCCUGGGUAAGUCAAUUAAAUCUUGGCUCACAGUUUGGAGAAAUAGCCAGCCAGCACUGCAACGCUGCUGUUAAAUUGCCAUGGAUAAUUUGUGUGUUCUGUGUAAUAAAAUAUUAAUUGUUAGGAAAAUAUUUUGGUACUGUGACAAGGAGAUAGCAGCCUCUGGAAUUAUUUUUACUGUCCAGUGCGCAACUAUAAAGAUCUAAGACUCUGUUGAUGUUUCUGGAAGAUUAGUUGUCCCUUAUAUAUUGUUGUGUGCUCUUGGCUUCUGGACUGCAAAUCAGUAUUUUCUACAGUAGUUAUGCUUUUGUGUGGAAGGACUCAAUUUGUUUACCUUUGUUUGCUUGAACAAUGUAGAACCGUUUCUGGUCAUCACUCCAGCCCAGGAAUUUAUACUACCAUCACUAGACAUCUUAAGUAAAGAAACUGACAAAAAUUAGGAUGCCUUGAAAUCCUACUUGGUUCUCUUCAAAGCAGGAAGAGUAUUCUAAUAAUUGGAUGGAAUAUUAAUUUUUCCCAGGAAUAUGAAGAGCUGUAGAUAGCAUCAGUAUUCUUUCAUUCUGCAUCCAUGUAAAAAGGAAUGCGAUACUAAGCCAGAUGAAAUGGCUGUAUGUGCAUUUUGGCACGCAUGUACUUUUCAUCUUCCCCUGAUCCUUUCCAUUGAUUAACUAGUAAUUCUUAUCUAGGAUCCGAACCAAUCUAUGGGAAGUCCUGUUCAGUAGGGGCUGAAUCAGGUCUUUAAGUUAGAGUAAAUAACUCUCUGUACAGUUUGUUUCUCUUGUAAAAAGAGUUUCUGUUAGUGUGAGUUUGAGUGGAUUUGAGAAAAAAUCUGCAGUUUAAGUUUGUAAGACUGUACCUAUUUCUAUAGUACCACUUCUAAGUCCUUUAUCUAGAAGGUGAUAUAUAUGGAAGUGAAGUUAUUAGAUGCACAUUGGAAGAGUAACUUUUAAACACAGAAAAUUAUAACAGUAUUUAUUUAACUGAAUUGUACAUAUUUUUAAAACUUCUUUGAUUUCAGGAAAGGAGAAAAUAUUAAAAGGCAUUUGAAUAUAAAACUGCAGUAGAAACAAGACAAUAAAAUAGCUGGUUAUUUUCAUUAUGAAUGAGAGGUUUAUGGUUCAGAAAGAACGAGGGAUUAAAUACAAAUUAAAAGUACAUUUUUUAGAAGAAGCCACUGUAAUACAAUUAUAAUUAAGGCCAAGGGCCAUUUUUUCUUUCUGCCCUCAGAUAGUCUGCUGGAAGUCCAGAAAAGAUAGAAAUGAAAUUUCUGAUGUGAGCCAGAUACUAACUUCAAACAUAGUGAUAGAGAUCCAGAAUAACUCUAAAUCAGUGGAGUAACCCUGGACUUAGAUUGGUAUAAACAUAAACAGAAUUCAAUGUUUUGUCUUAAAUUUAUUGAAUUUGAGCCUUCCCAGAAGCGUUACUCUCCAUGCAUUUCACAUCUACUAUCUUUAUGUUGCUUAUAAAGGACUAUUUGCACAGCUUUGUCAAGUGUCAUCAGCCAAAUUUUUGUUCAUAACUUUGUUACCUUCAUUUGGUAUUUUUGGCCUUUCACUUUGAUUUUAAUUACUGCACAUGUACUAUUAUGCAAUGAAUGCACUACACUGCACACGAAUGCACAAUUCACUUUUUGUACCACAACUUUAAAAUCUUAUCAGUGAAAAUAUUCCUGUAUUUUAUGCAAAGGUGUUUAUUCUGUGAUUUAGAACAAGCAUUCUGGAUUUAGAAGACAAUCUUUGUGGCAUUAUUUGUUCCUCCACAUUUGUUCAUCAUCUUUGCAGCUGUUCGACAGAAGUGUUUGCUGUUUGACAGAAGUUUUUCCUGUU
Molecule: messenger RNA, 8903 nt
Organism: Grus americana (Whooping crane)
Lineage: Eukaryota; Metazoa; Chordata; Aves; Gruiformes; Gruidae
Gene: FRMPD2
Product: FERM and PDZ domain containing 2
Exons: 47
Coding region: 298-6918 (2206 amino acids)
Biological process (GO): protein dephosphorylation
Cellular component (GO): cytoskeleton
Molecular function (GO): protein binding; protein tyrosine phosphatase activity
Source: RefSeq, a predicted model, not a curated record